Drosophila bipectinata is the source of this 1137-nucleotide messenger RNA. It is a transcript of the gene CanB, whose product is annotated as Calcineurin B. Gene Ontology annotation, cellular component: calcineurin complex. Lineage: Eukaryota; Metazoa; Arthropoda; Insecta; Diptera; Drosophilidae. Gene Ontology annotation, biological process: calcineurin-mediated signaling; protein dephosphorylation. Gene Ontology annotation, molecular function: calcium ion binding; phosphatase binding; calcium-dependent protein serine/threonine phosphatase regulator activity. The record is from RefSeq and is a predicted model, not a curated record.
CUUUCAAACUUGUUUCCUUUUUUAAGCACUUGGAUUAGUAAGUGGACUGAGUGCUACAGGAUCUGAAGGCCAAGAGAAGUGAGGAGAUCGAAAAAGGUUCCAUUUAUCAAGUUUGAGACCUAGACCUUAACAAGAUGGGUAACGAGACCUCCCUGCCCAUGGACAUGUGCUCCAACUUCGAUGCCGACGAGAUCCGACGUCUGGGCAAGCGUUUCCGCAAGCUGGAUCUGGACAACUCGGGGGCCCUGAGCAUAGACGAGUUCAUGUCCCUGCCGGAGCUGCAGCAGAAUCCCCUCGUCCAGCGGGUGAUCGACAUCUUUGAUGCUGAUGGCAACGGCGAGGUGGACUUCAAGGAGUUCAUCCAGGGCGUCUCCCAGUUCAGUGUUCGCGGCGACAAGCUGUCGAAGUUGCGUUUUGCAUUCCGCAUCUAUGACAUGGACAAUGACGGCUACAUUUCCAACGGGGAGCUGUUCCAGGUCCUCAAAAUGAUGGUCGGCAACAACCUGAAGGACACCCAGCUGCAGCAGAUCGUGGACAAGACCAUCUGCUUCGCCGACAAGGACGAGGACGGAAAGAUAUCGUUCGACGAGUUCUGCUCGGUGGUCGGCAACACGGACAUCCACAAGAAGAUGGUGGUCGAUGUCUAAGGACGGUCGGAAUUCCGAAUUUGAAACUCUGAAUGUGCGUGUACCUUCCGUUCAACCUGUUCAGCUUUAUAUACAUUUAGUAAAUACAUAUAGUAAAUGGAUCCCGUGUAUGUAUGUAUGUCUGUCUGCGGUCUGUGGUGCCAAAGCCAAAAUCCAGAAUCCAGAAUACAGAAACCACAAAAGGAAUAUAUUGUCUAUUGGAUGUAGUUUGUACUCAUAUUCGAAACCACCGGCAACGGACCACUACAAGAGCAUACCCCUCGCGUCCCCCAUUCCUCCCGCAUGCGCCGGCCCUGAUAAGUAUGCUAUAGAUGACUUAAGAUUGAGGACAUCAUCCUAAACUAACUCUAGUUUGUACUAUAUCCUAACUCUACGUUCAGUUUAAGUUCAUCUUUCGACUAAAUGUUGUGUAUAAGAUAUAUUGUAUGUAAAAAAUCUAAAGAAAAGAAAUCUACAACAACUACAAAUUAAAGAAAUGUUUAUCGAAAAA